This is a messenger RNA of Toxoplasma gondii ME49, 7852 nucleotides long. RefSeq names its product ferlin family protein. The record is from RefSeq and is a predicted model, not a curated record. The coding region runs from base 2384 to 6661 and encodes 1425 amino acids. The transcript has 21 exons. Gene Ontology annotation, biological process: plasma membrane organization. Lineage: Eukaryota; Apicomplexa; Conoidasida; Eucoccidiorida; Sarcocystidae.
GCACCCCUGAACGUCGCAUCGAGGUAUUUCCCUGCUGAGUCAACGGGACUCACGUUUCACUGCCCGUCGAACUUUUCCGGAAUCUCUUUCCAAAGUCUUUGUCCCUCCGAAACGCGUGAGAAAACGUGUCUCGAUGCGCAGCCAGCAUUUCGAUUCUGCUGCAUUGUACAGGGGCGUGAAACUUCAACUUCUUUUGGGAUGUUUUCGCUUUCUCCUUCUCCUCGUCUUCAUGACUGCACGCGUUCGUCAAUUUGUGUGCCUCAGAAACAACUCACUUUUCUAUUUUUCACGUAAUUUCCAAUAUUUCCGUUUCGCGACACUCGGGCAUUGCAGUUGCUAGGAGGGUGCGGCAUUGAAGUGUUGCUGCAUGUCUCCUGCGUUUACGGAACCUGCGUUCUCCUCUUUCGUUUUUCAAUUUUCUUGCUUUGUCAGAUUCUUCCCGCAAAAGAUCCGCCGCAUCCGCCCCUCUUCAGCUCCGUUCUCCCCAUUUAGCCUGUGCCGAGUCUGCUUUGCAUGCUUGCCUUUGUGUUUCCUAGUAUUCCUCGGGUAUCCUUUCCUUGCUGUCUGCGCUUUGUCUUUUCUGCGAGGUGCUUUCUUCGAGAGGCAAGUUCGCUGUGUACACGCACCUCAGUGGUUGCCUCUCUGUAUCCGGUAAUUCGUCAGAAGCUUCGCUGUUUCAGGGCUCCGGAGUCGCCGGUAGGGAGAAAACCGACCAUCACGAGAUUUUUUCCCAUCUUUUUCUGUCUGCUGCUUUCCCCCACCUCUGUUGCUGCGGUCGAGUUUCCCUGCGCAGAGCGAGUCCUGUCUCCCGCGCAUUUUUUCCUCUUGCCAUCUGUGGCCGCGUUUCCAGUUUCCUUUUCUUUCCUCUCUGGAUCGGGUUUCCGUCUUUGUUUGCCCCCCCCUUUUCACCGCUUUUUUCUUGCCUCUCGCGCGUUAUUGUGUCCUUUCAAUUACAUGCAGACGCGAGGACUGUGUAAAUGGAGUGGUGGUGACGGAGCUGCCGCGGCGAUGUCUGGUUUAGUUUUAUACCUUCUCAACGGCGAGAGGGCAACUGUGUUUCGCCCCUCUCGCCCUUGGAUUUUCCCCGUCUUUUCUCUUGUCUCGUGUUCGGUUUUCUUCGUUUCCUUGUCUCCACUUCGAUUCCCUUUCCACUUCGUCGCCGUAUUCUCUGCUCUUUCCUCGAGCGACAACUAGGUAACGGCUCCAGCUGUACACAGUCUUGCGUCCUCGAGUCAUCUGGAUGCCUGCGCACAAGACUACGAAGCAGCCUGCGGCCGACAGGAGGCUGUAGCAUUGAAGACUGUCUUCUAUACUCCAGAGAAUUUUCCCUCGUCUCUCUCUCGCUGCAGCAGAGACGUUUUCCGUGGCAGUCUGGAGCCGCCGACGUCUGAGACGACUGCUCCUCUCGUUCCCCGUGUUCGUUCCUCACUUUUUUCAACUCUUCCUGUAGGAAAACGCCGAACCCCGCACUUCUGCUUCUCGUUCCGCCUUCAACAGGCGCCUUUGUCUCCAAGGAGUUUACGAACUCUCACUGUUUCGGAUUUUCACCUGUAGGAAAGCCAUGCAACCUCCUUUCACUCUUGUCAAAGACGCGACUCUUUGCUCUCCGGUGCUCGUCCCUGGGAUCUGCGUUCAACUGCUCGAUAGCCUCGGCCUCCUUUGUCGAGCGGUUUCCUCUUUCCAGCUGCACAGAAAGAGACACACUGGGGGGGCGAGACGGGGAGACACGCCUCCGACCUCCCCCCCGCGUCCACUUUUCGAAAACAUGAAAUGCGCCAGCUCUCCACACAGAGAGUCCAGUCGGUAAACACUUUCUCGCUUCUGUCAUUAGUCUUUCUUCGACGCGGCCUCAAAGCCCCAAACGACUGAUCUCUGAUUGCCGUUCCCUUUCUUCGCGUUUCUUUCUUUUCUGGGCCUUUCUCUGCCGCCAUCUCCGCUCGUUGAGGUGUCUCUUCUGCGUCGUUCUUUUUCUCUUCUCCCCUCCACAUUGUUUUGCUUCCCCUCGUGUUCCGAGCGACUUUCCUUGCUUUGCUCUUCUCAAUCGAAUCUGGGGUUCCCCGCUGCGGCUCUCGCUGUGAUCUCGGUCUCACGGUCGUCGUGCCUCUUUUCGUUUUCUCCCCCCGCUUUUACCACGAAUUUCAUUUCUUGCUCUCUCCUCAGCCCCGUUUACCGAUCACCUCCUCAAAUCGCUCGCGCUGCCGUUCUGCAUCACCUUCUAGAUCUCUGUCUCAAGAUCGAUGUGCACCUCUCUAUCUCUCGUUUUCUCCACUUCUUUGUCUCCGUCUUACGUCGUUUCUUGCCCUGGGUCGGUCGUAACUCCGUUUGGAGUUCGCAUUCUUCGGCUUGCGGUUUUUCUCCGUUCGUCUCGUCCUCGUUUCUGAAGAUGGCGGCGAAGGCGAUCCAGUACAAUAUCAAGGUGGACUUGCACGAGGUGAAGGAUCUCUCAUUUCGAGAGGCUGCUGGAGAAAAGGAAAUCGUGCCUAAUCCGUACAUCGAGGUGACUGUGAACGGAGUGACAAAGACAACGAUUCAAAAGACGCAGGUGGUAUCGGCUACUUUCAACACGUCCUUCAACUUCACCGCUUACUUGACGCCGGACGAGUUCGCGAGAAGUUACGUGGAAGUUGCAGUCUUGCAUAAAUACAUGCUCAUCGGCGGGGUAGGCUUGCAGAGCGCCGUGAUCGGAAAAUACGUCUUCAGUUUCGCCUACGUCUACACCAAAAGCCAACACUGGAUCUACCGGCAAUGGGUGACGCUUCGCAAUCUCGACCAGCCUCAGGAUGAGACUGGUCUCCUCCUCAUCACAGUUGGAGUCUUCGGUCCCGGCGACGCCAUGCCUGUCGUGGACGAGACCGUCUGCGUUGUAAACGAAGGCGAACGAACCAGCACCGAUGUAAAUGUUAAGCUCACACACUACAGUCUUUCUGUCAACAUCUUCAAAGGCCAAGACAUCCCUAGCGUCGCAGGACAAUUCUCUACCGUCCUCGAGCCCUACGUCAAGGUGAAACAUGGCGGCGCAGAGUUGCAGACGCGUCCGCUUCCGGACUCGAAUCCAGACUGGUUGGCCUCCAUUUCCAUCCCUGCAUGCGUUCCCUGUUUCGAUGGCAACGUCCUCGUCGAACUCUGGAAUGGGCAAGACUCGUCAACAGCUGCAGGAACGCUGAUGGGGACGGUUGUCUUGGAUUACUUCCAACUCAUCAAGAACGACUUGCCUCCGCGGUGGUUCAACUUCUACUGGAGGCCGCCCGCCGAAGGCCUCUUGGGAGCAGUGACGGAUAUGAUGGCCAGCGCAGAACUGAGGGAACCGAUUGCGUACGGCGGAAGAAUUCUGUUGAGUGCUUCUACGGCCAAAGUCCAAACGCCCCUGCCUCUCGGUGUUCGGUCGGCUCGACCUAUCCCCGAUCCUGCAACUCAGGAGUGCGUAUGGUGGCUGGACCUGUACGAAAUGACUAGCGCCACAGGCUACACAUCUGAGUUGAGAAUCGAAAUUGCUUUCGGGCCUCAUGUCAUCAAGACGGCAUCUCUAGAGGCAAAUGCACUGGGGACUUACGUGAUCGGAGACAACCUCGGACGUCUCCCCGAGAUGAAAAUCUUCGCUCCUGUCGACGAAGUCCAGGUGUGGGAUGUGAUGAUGUACGUCUGCUCUCCACCCGCGACGACCGUGGCUGCGGGCAUUGCAGAUAUCUCGAACUGGUUCUCUGGAUGGGGGGGAAGUCCGACGGCGACGCAGAAUACGCCAGAGCCUGCCGAGACCCCCUGGACGCGUCUGGCCUGGGUGCGCAUUCCUUACGACUCGAGGCAAUUUCAGAACGGGAAGCCGCAGUGGUACAGCCUCCGCUCUCUUGACGGAUCCGGCACCGACAUGUUCUCCGUCCUCCUGGGCAUGGAGAUGUUUCCGACGAAGGCAGGGAAGCAGCGCGCCCCCAGACUGGAGUACAAACUCGCCAGGUUUUACUUUCGAGCUCUCAUCUACGAAGGCCUUCAUCUCCCAGCUGUCGGCUACGACGUGUUUCCGGAUCCCUACAUCCAAGUGGAACUGGCGAGCAAGACUCUGAGGACGUCCACAAUUCGACAAACACUGAACCCAUCCUACUAUGAAGCUUACGAGAUCGAAAUUCGCCUCCCAGAAAACAUCAGCCUUGCCCCAGAUAUCAAUGUGGAGGUCAUCUCGGAAUCGAACUCCCUCCUAUCGUCGGACGUCGUCCUCGGCUCUGUUCAGUAUCCAAUUCAGAAGGUCCCGAAAGAGUGGACCAAGGCGCCUGUGUGGCUGCAGCUUCACUCGAAGGCGUAUCCUCGAUGCAAAGCGCGCGUGUUGGUGGCGUUUGAAUUGGUGCCUGCGGAAAAAGCCGAAGACGACACGUACCCUUUCUAUGACGACAUUCGGCCUUCGACGAAGGAAGGCAACAUUCGACUUUUCCUUGUCGGCGUCCGCCUGUUCAAACCCAUCACGCAGCCAUUUGUCACGGUCUGUUUCGGCCGCGAUGUGGAGAACACCGCAGAGCCUCUGUGGUCGCAGGAGUCGUCGGCGCCCAGGACUGGAGAGGGGGGAAACUGGAAUUUUUUGGAGGAGUUUACAGUGUCUGUGUCUCUCCCCAAACGCAUGCAACACCACUCGUUUCUCGAAGUAAAAAUUCAAGACCGGACACAGGGCAUUGGCGGAGAAUCGAAUGUCGACGUGGGCAUGGCAUACAUCACACUAAACCCUCUUUUACCGUGGCUAGACAGCCGCGAACGCGCCGAGUCCCUGGAAACAUUUCGUCUUCAGAUGCUGGAAGAAGUCCUCAUUGAGGAUGCGGAGAACGCUCGUCGCUCGGCCGACGGAGGGCUGGCCGCACGCACUGGUGGAGGAUCCUUCGACGAAGACGCCACGAAAAAGAAAGAAAUGCUUGCUGCGGAGCGCAGCCGGAAGAUGGCGAUUCCGUACAACGACCCGGACAUGGCCAACUUGAAGAUCGAAGAGGUCGACGACUACGUGUCUUUCAAAGUUGCUCCCCGGCCGCAGGCGUCUCGACUCUCGCGAGAAGGAACGAGCAGAGACGAACGCGGAAAGGCUCCUGGAAAGUCGCUGUCAGGGAUGCCUGGACCUGUGGCGCGCGCGUCGCCGGGCGCAGGCGAGGAGACAGAGAAGAAGGGAGACCCUGUCGCAGAGAAAAAGGAGGGCAGCGCGCAAGCGGCGCCGCCUGCGGCGCCAAGUGCGCACCAACGAGAGGCGCUCGCAGCUAGCCCUGAAGAGGAAACCUACGGCUUCACGCCUGAGCAACUCAACUUUGUUCUCGCAGAUUUGGAGGAGGACGACGCGGAGGAGAUGACUCGCGACGAAGUGCCGUACGAACUCGAGGCUGACUUCACCGUUGAUGAUCUCCCUUACCUCCGCACUCCGAUUUUUCGACCGACUGAUGCAGGCGUCCCCGAAACGGUGGGAUACUUAAAGUACGUUUGCCGAGUGUUUCAGUCGACAGACGAAGACGAAGGUGCCGAGAUGGAUGCUGUCUGCAAAAGCCUAAUCGAAACCUACAACUCGACAAGAGACUUGGUUGUUCGGGCCUAUGUGCUGGCAGCACGCGGUCUCGUUCCACCUUCGGGUGCCUCAGAUAUCCAAACUUACGUGUGGAUUCAAGACAGCGAAAAUGCAGCGACCUUGCCAGGGGGGCUUUCCUACAACAUUCGCGACACCGGCUACACGAAGAAACAAGGAUUCAAACCGGAAUUCAAUCGAUGCUACACCCUCGCCUGCUCUCUGCCGGAAAAUUCCAUUGUCCAAAUUGCCGUCAUGAACAUGGGGCGUCUUACCGAUGAAUGCAUAGGCCGAACAUACUUGGACGUCGAAGAUCGGUUCUUCAAUAAAAAGGUGGAACAGAUGGUCAUUGAAGAAUCGACUCCAAUUGAGCUCAGGACUCUGAAAAACGAGGGAAGCACGGUUUCUCACGGUUCGCUUCGGGGCUUCUUCGAAAUCAUGCGUGCUGACUACGCCCAGCUCCACCCGCCAUACACACUGGCAAGCGCAGAACCUGAUGAGUAUCAACUGAGGGUUGUCAUCUGGCGUGUGAAGGCAGUGCCGCUCGACGACAAUUCUUCGAUUUCCCUAUUUGUCCGGACCAUCUAUCAACUGGAGGACUCCUCGGAGAUUGUCAAGGACACGGACACACACUAUAACAGCACAGACGGAACUGCGGUGUACAACUGGCGAAUGGUUUUCGAUGUUCUGAUUCCCGCCCAAAUCCCCGUGCUGAAACUUCAGAUUUGGAACUAUGCCCUUCUGUCGUCGACGGAGCCGAUUGGCGAGGCGAACUUUGAUCUGACGGCCGAUUUCUUUAGGGCUCGAAAACGCCAGCAACAUUACCGAGUUCCCAGAAUGUGGGUUCGGUGUUCCCACCCAGCGCACAAAGGCAAAUUGCGGGGAACAAUUGAGAUUGAGGCCUCCAUCCUUCCCCGAGAAGAGGCGGAGUACACACCUGUCGGAAAUGGGAGAGACGAGCCGAACCGCGACCCAUUUUUGCCCGCGGUGACGACAAAUCGAACGUACAUUGACUGGCAGCAAAUCGGCGAAACUGUCGGAGCUGCGAGCAGCGCCAUUAUGAGUGGGCUGAAAUGGACGGGUGUGUGGAUGACAGUGGCAGGGAUCAUCGCGCUAGUCAUCUUUGUUAUGUUUCUCCUCAAAUAAGGGGAAACGAACAGCAGGCUUGUCAGGCGAAGGCAAGAACAAACACAUUCGAAGGUAGCACUCACCAGCACUGACACCUGAGUAAUGGAUACGGCUCAGCCUGGGGAACACUUUCCUUAGGUUUGCUUACGUCCCACUGCCACUGGCGUUUUGUGGCAAGCAGGUGAAAAGGAACCGUGAAAACGCGAUAACCGGAGAAAAAACGCUCUCGCGGUGUGUUACUUCGCAGGGUAACACAACAUUAGGUGACAGGUUGGAGGAACACGGAGAGGCAUAAAAUCAAGAAUUUGAAACAUAAAGAAUCCUGUCGGGGAUUGACAAUGCCACUUUUUCGGGGACUCACCAUGUCACUUCUCAAUAGAACGCGCGGAUCGCGAAUAUAUGUCUGAAGAACGGUGCCGCGGUUCAAGGCAAUUCCGCGCUCAUACCAUUUUCCAGAGAAGGGGAAACUGAUCCAGAGAACGCGAGAGUGUUUAAGGAACUCUGACAUUUGGUCCGGUUAAGCGUUGUCUUACGAAUCUCAGAUAAAAAGAAGGGAUCCGUCGCCAAUGCAUAGUUGGAGUGCAAAUGCCGUUUAUAACAGAGCAUUUUACUGAGGAAUGGACGGGACGGUUGACACAGGCGCUUCCUCAGGGGUAGACGGUCGGGUUGAAAGGGUUUUUUCAGAUUCCAAACGUCCUCUUUCGGUUCUUUUGGGGCUGCCUCACCGAGUAUGUCAGAUUGGAAGAAAAACAGUUAAAUCCUCAGUUUGUAGAACGCAUGUGGUUUCCCGAGAAGAGUUUUUCUUGCACACUCUCUACUCGCACGUUCAGUCCAUGUGAUACGAGCUUUUGUCGUCUCCACGCUAUUCGCCGGUGUCUACUGCGCUCGAGUCCCGUGUGGAGGAUACUCACCCUUCGCAGUGUCUUGUUUGUCAAAAUCUCACCCACUGUCGCGAAAAAACGGAACCAUCGCAUUUUUCCCCUGAGUAGUUUUUUCUGUGCUCACAGUUUCUUUGGGACGGUUCCCGCCUUUGUUCGUAAAGCACCUUCCUGCAUACCUCUCAUCUGCGUCUGCGAUCUCUUUUUCUCUGCUGUUCUCAUCGGAUUUAUGUCAUGUGGGUUUUGUGUCAACCAGAGUUUCUCUGGAGGGAAAAACGGCGCAUUUUUGUUUGCUCCGUAAAACAUUGCAUAGUCUGGAGUUGACUCGAAC